AUGUCAAGUGAUAUUAAAGGAACAUUGACCAAGAUUAAAGGUGGUAGUGUUCAAAAUCGUUUGGCAGCCAUUGGUGCUUUAUUUUCUUUAGCAUCAGAUGAUGAUAUUAGAGAGGAAAUUAGAAAUAUGGGAGGAAUUGGUACUCUUGUUGGAUGUUUAGAGGAUAAUUCUGAUCCACGUAUUCCUAGACAAGCCUGUGGUGCUCUCUUAAACAUGGCAAAUGAUGAUCAAUGUAGAGAGGAAAUUCGUGAUUAUGGUGGUGUUGAAUUGAUGCUCAAGCUUAUUGAAAAUCAAUUCAAAGAUGCAACCAGUGUUGAAUAUGCUACAGGUGCCUUGCUAAAUUUGAGCUCUGACGAUGACACUAGAGAAAUGGUUAGAGAAGCUGAUGGUGCUCGUAUUUUGGCUCGUUGCUUGUCUGAUGCUCCAAGUGAAGAAUCUAGAAGAAACUCUGUUGGUGCCAUUGCUCAAUUGUGCUUUGAUCAAGAAUUUACUAAACAAUUGGUUUCUGGAGAUGCUUUGAAACACAUUGUUGAAUGUUUAAACUCAAGUGAUGAAGAAACCAGAAACAGGACCUCAGGUUGUAUCUGGAAUUUGAGUGUUACUGCUGAUGAAACUAGAGAAGCUUUGGCUCGUGAAGGUUGUUUGGAAAGUUUGGUCAAUUUAUUGCAAAAAAGUGAGGAUGUUAAUGAAGAUCCUGAAACUGUUGGUAAUUGUGUAAUGUAA
This is a messenger RNA of Naegleria gruberi, 723 nucleotides long. RefSeq lists its product as uncharacterized. The coding region runs from base 1 to 723 and encodes 240 amino acids. Lineage: Eukaryota; Heterolobosea; Eutetramitea; Acrasida; Naegleriidae. Gene Ontology annotation, molecular function: protein binding. The transcript is spliced from 3 exons. The record is from RefSeq and is a predicted model, not a curated record.